Messenger RNA from Anneissia japonica, 4483 nucleotides. RefSeq lists its product as uncharacterized. The coding region runs from base 289 to 3696 and encodes 1135 amino acids. The record is from RefSeq and is a predicted model, not a curated record. Gene Ontology annotation, biological process: signal transduction. The transcript is spliced from 19 exons. NCBI's taxonomy places the organism in Eukaryota, Metazoa, Echinodermata, Crinoidea, Comatulida, Comatulidae. Gene Ontology annotation, molecular function: protein binding.
CUAUUACAAUACACAAUGCAUACAAUAAAUUGACUGAGAGUAGUCAAUGGAAUGUGCGACUGUGAAUAACAACUACCUGGAAUAUAAUUCGUUGAUUUCACUGCGGUUUUGAUGGCACAUUUAUAGGCCUAUUGGGUAAUGUAACGUUAAGGAAAGGAUUUAAUAGAAUCAUCCGGCAACAUCUACUACAUUAAGUCUACCGACCAACCGAACGCCCUUGGAAUAGUAGGAACUAAGUAAGCUUACACCGUUUACCCAUAUAUAAGGGAAAAAAACAUAACAUUUACAAUGAAACGAUCCGAGGUUGAAGAGUUGGUUAAAAAAAUUGAGGAAUCACCUGAAAAAAUUGAUUCUUAUAUAAAGAAGCUGAUUACGGCAGUGGACGAGUUCGACGAGGAGGAAGAUGUGAACGAAAAAAAUCUGAACAUAAUAGCAGAUGUUGUUGAAGACCAUGUUGCACCAGCAGCUGAAAAAUGUAAAAGUAAAAAGUCUGGAGUCAUGGCCAAACUUGCGGUUGCUUUGGCAAAAAGAAAGAUGACGAGGUACUAUCGCAGCAUAAAUGAUAUUCUGCGAGAACGAAGCAUUGUAAACUGGAAGGACCAAACUGCGGAAGCUAUUAUGCUAGUUGAAACAUUCGUCGAACCACCGGAGAUAAGAGUUUCGAAACGAGACGAGGAUUGGAACGGCAAAGACCAUCCAGAAAAAAGUGAUUCGGCUGAAAAAAUCAUGAACUGUGUAGAUAAAAUGGUAGAAGCGUUUCAGAGAGAUAAGAUAACAAAGAAGGUUGGAACGCAUCUCCUGGAUUUGCUAAUAAAAUGUUUGAAGGGAGCCACCACCGUCCAGAUUAAGAUUGUUGAAGGACUAACAGAUGACUGGGAUUUUAAUGUUGAAGGUGCUAAAGCUAAAGAACUGAUACCGGAGUUAUUUAAGGCACUUGAUGACUGGUACAGGCAAAUUGAUGAGGUCUUAUCGAGCGAAGAUGAUCACUUUCAACACAAACCCUCGGAAAAAUCAUUAGAAAUUGCAUUUAAAUCAAACUGUCCUGUAGAUAAAUAUAUGAAGCACGUUGUCUCAAUAUGGAAUAACACAUUGACGAAGGAACUGGACGGCCAGCCACUCACGGGUUGGGGUUCGAUUGCAACCACAAUAUUAAGCAGCUUCAUAAUUUCUAAGGCUACUUCGAUAGACAUGAGUGAAUUCGUCCCGGGGAUAAUGCGACUAUUGAAAUCAGAUAUUGAGUUGCUGAAAUCCCUUGCGUCAGGUGUUAUAGCAACGAUGUAUCAGAAGAUUGAUGCUCUUGUACCGUGCGCAGAUGAUGUAGUGGACGUGUUCAUCAAUGAUGAUGACAUGGAUUAUAUAGGAAUGGCUCUAAAACCUCUGUAUGCAAAGUGUCCAGAAAAGAUUAUAAAGAAAAUUGACAUCAUCAUAGAAAGUUUAGGCGAUAUGGACUCUAGCAAGAAAGGUUAUGUUUAUAUGUUACUAGACGAUAUUUCUAAGUCUGAACCACAGGUAUUUUUACCCCAUCUGGACGUUUUAAUGGAGGAUUUAAACGAUCCAAACCUUCAGUUCCAAGUUCUAAUGGUCCUUGGCGAGGUUGCAGCAAAGUAUCCAGAGAAGUUUGUCGAUAAAGUCGAUAUUCUGAAUGAAAUCUUAGUGGAACAACCGAUGGCUGUUUAUCACGUGGAUAAAAUAAUCGCCAGCGUAGGAACAAUUGACAAGGGAAAGGCAAAGAAAAUUAUGAAAAUUCUAGCCGAACAGCUCCAGACAGUACAAGUGGUUUACCAGUCUGUGGUUAUGAUGGAAAUGAAGAGAAUAGGGCACAAGUAUCCAGAAUGUUUAUCGGAGUACAGAAAGGAGAUAGAAGCCAUGAAAGACAGUCCACAGAUGGGAGUAGGAGACAUGGUGGUGGCACUCAUCGACUUCAUGGAGGGACGCACUCUCGAAGCACUGCAUGAAGAUAUUACCGAGCAGAGGGAUGACAUUGACAACUUGGACUCCCGGGUAACAACAACAGAGAAAAACGUAACUGAAGUCACUGAGAAAGUUGAUAAACAGGGAGAGGAAAUAACAGCUGUUCAAAAUGAUGUCGCUACUCAAGGGCAGAAGUUAGAGGAACUGGAAGAAGUUGUGGAUGAGACAGUUGUAAAAGUUGAUGAGAUUGAUCACAAGACUAUUACUAAUGCACCCAAAUGGUCACGGGAUGUUUCAAAACUUCUAAAUCCUGAAGGUGAUUACGAUUGGAGAUUUCUGGCAAUUCGACUGGGAUACUCUGGCGAGGACAUUCGUAACUGGGCGUUGUCGCCAGAUCCAACUAUGGCGAUCCUAGCUGAAUGGUACACGACGCAUAAAAGUAGUGACGCAACCUACGCUAUACUCACGGCCUUGGAAGAUAUGGGACAAACAGAGGCUGUGAAAAUUAUUGAAGAAUCCUUAGAACAAGCAGAUGCAAUGGUUCCAAAAUCAGGACCUGAUAUCUCAGAGAAACCACCAAAGGUCUUUAUCAGCUAUCAGUGGGAUCACCAACCAGAGGUAAAAGCUAUUCGAGAUCAUCUGGAGAUGGCAGGAUUCGAUUGCUGGAUGGACAUUGGUCAGAUGGGCGGAGGGGAUAACCUCUACGCGAAGAUCAAUCAAGGAAUGAGGGCUGCUAAAGUGGUUCUGUGUAUGACAACUGAAAAAUACUCAAAGUCAGAAAACUGCAACAAAGAGGUGAAUUUGGCAAAUCUUCUAAAUAAGCCAAUCAUACCAAUUCUUAUUGAGCAAACGGCCUGGCCUCCAGAAGGACCAAUGAGCAUGCUUUUUGCUCAACUCCUUUACAUUCAAUUUUUUACCAAAGAGGAAUAUGUUCGGGGGGAGAAAUUUUGGCCAGACAGCAAAUUUUCGGAGUUGUUAGGUCAAGUUAGCUAUUAUGCUGCUCCUGACCCGACUAAAAUUACUGAUGAAUACAAAAGUUGGGUGCCAUCUGUCGAAGCGCCAUCACAAGAAAUUAAACGAGCAGCAGGCGAGGAGACGGCAAAUGUAGAAAAGAAAGUGGAAGACUCUCAAGCGCCAGUGGAUACUGACGCGGAUGUAUUCAUCUCCUACCAAUGGGACCAUCAACCACAGAUUAAGAAACUUUACCAGCGGUUAACAGAUCUGGGAUAUUCGUGCUGGCUGGACAUUAAGCAGAUGGGAGGGGGAGAUCCUUUGUAUAGUAAAAUCGACAAAGGUCUUCGUAAAGCGAAGGUAGUCAUUUCAUGCGUUACGCCAAAAUAUUCUUUGUCAGCAAACUGCCGCCGUGAGGUUAGCCUAUCAGAUGCUCUACGUCGACCAAUCAUUCCAAUACUCCUCCAGCAAAUGACCUGGCCACCAGAAGGGCCAAUGAGUAUGACGUUUACUCAACUUCUCUACAUCGACUUCACUAAAGAGUCGAGUCAGAAAAAUUUUGAUGAUGGAAAAUUUGAUGAACUAGUAGAGAAGAUCAGUGAGCAUGCGCAGCCAGAAGCUUCUUUGCCGGCGGAGAAAAAGGACGAACAUGAAGUCAAGAAAACGCCCGAUCAAACACCAGCAAUAUCCAAUCAAGGCGAACCUAAGCCAAAGGACCCGGCUCCUACAGAAAAACCCAAACAGGACCCUCCUCCACAAGAAAGUAAAGCAGAUUCCCCUUCACCAGAACUUGAGAAGCCAAAGGCGAAAUCAAAAGCAUGUUGUAUAUUGUAACACUAAACAAUGACUAUUAAACCACGAAGUUCUUAUGGUAGGCCUAUACAUCAAGAUCUAACCCCAGACACUUUCUCUCACACUCUUAGAGUUCUAAUUUUAUGAUACUCACAUUGACAGCGAGAGCCUGCAGGUUCGAAUACCGCGAGAGAUUUUUUUAUACUGAACUGAAGAUAAGGAACUUAUCGUUGAAGUGCUUUGAUUGAUAUGAUUACAACAUCAUGUUCCUGUUCGAGGACUGUUAUUAUUAUUUAUCUAUUUCUUUAUACACCAACAAAAAACGUAAAUUGUCCCCUUAAAUAGGGGUUUCAGGCAUGUUUUUGCACAAUGAUGACAUGAAUUCUUUAAUUAUUUCAUUUUAUUUGACCUAAGAAUGAGUUAAAGUUGAAUUAUUACUAAUUUAUAACAAUAAUUUGCAAUGCAAAAACAAUUCAUUUAUGAUAUGAAAUCAACAGAAAUUUAAUUAAAACAAUAAAAGUUAUAUAUAUUCCCGUUAUUGUUAAUAAUUUGAGUGCAAUGUUAAUUACCAAAUAUUCUUUUUUUUUUAUAUUGAGCUUUCUAUUGGAUGCACAAGAUCGAAUAGUAUGAAUAGAGUAACGACUUAGAAAUCAGGGUACAGGCUGUGUGGUAUAGAAUAGAAUCCUAUGAAAAUACACAGCACAAGAAAUCCCCAUGGUUAAUGGUCAAAAUUGACAAGAUUGUAUUUAUUAUUCAAUUUCAAUUAACUUUAUUCCAAUAUCAAAACAAUACAAUUAUCAGCAAAAGAAAUACAUUGGUAGCAGAUAAA